AGAAUCACAGCAGCAGUGAGUCACUGACAAGAUAGAGAAUAGGAGAACUUUUUUUUAUUAUCUUCAUUUUUUGCCAUAGCAGCCGUUUUUGUUUUGUGAUUUUUUUUUACUUCUUCUACGUGCGUGAAGCCUUGGCAUCAACUUUUGUACACGACAAUCAUCCUCGACUUGCACACAAUUUUUAUUUAUUUAUUUUUGUUGGUCGUCGGCAACUUUAACAUUCCUUCCAGUAUUUUAAAGCGUCUUCAUGUAAAUUUAUUGUACAUGUAACGGAAAACAAGAAAGCUUGGACAACGGAAGGAAAAGACGUGAAGUUUAUUAGGAUUUAAGUGGCUCUAAGGAUUUAAUUUAAUUAAUUCAUACAUACAGACACACACAACAGUGUUCAUAUUUAGGAAAUAUGUCGAUCGAUUCGGAGGAUGUUGAGCUGCGUCAUAAAAAUGAAGAGCAUGUGGAUGUUCAGAGCUCAUCCGGCCAACAGACACAGUCAACCACAAUAGCGAUAAAAAACACAAAAUCAGACGACGAUCCACUGUUACGUGGCACGUGGGGUAGUAAGUUGGACUUUAUUCUAUCCGUCGUUGGUCUUGCCAUUGGUCUCGGCAAUGUGUGGCGUUUCCCUUAUCUGUGUUACAAAAAUGGAGGUGGAGCUUUCCUUAUACCAUAUUUCAUUACACUCAUUCUUGCCGGUAUUCCUAUGUUCUUUAUGGAGUUGGCACUUGGGCAGAUGCUUACGAUUGGUGGACUUGGAGUGUUUAAGAUUGCGCCCAUUUUUAAAGGUAUUGGAUAUGCAGCAGCUGUCAUGUCAUGUUGGAUGAAUGUGUAUUACAUUGUCAUCCUUGCGUGGGCAAUUUUUUACUUUUUCAUGUCAAUGAGAGCGAAAUUGCCAUGGAGUACGUGCGAUAACUUCUGGAACACAUACACAUGUGUAAAUCCCUAUGUCAGGAAGGAAAUUUGCUUCGAUCAACGCGUUCCCGGACAAUUUUUAGCUAAUGGAACAGCCGUCAUUGCUAAAGUCUGCACACUCGGUGGAAAGAAUGUGUCAGCAUCAAUUUUGACAGAUCCUGUUAAGGAGUUUUGGGAACGACGUGCUUUAAUGAUCUCAUCCGGUAUCGAGGAAAUUGGAAAUGUUCGUUGGGAAUUGGCUGGAACUUUAUUGCUUGUGUGGAUUGUCUGCUAUUUCUGUAUCUGGAAGGGUGUCAAAUGGACUGGAAAGGUUGUCUACUUCACUGCCCUCUUCCCCUACGUUCUUCUCACAAUUCUCUUAGUCAGAGGUAUCACACUGCCUGGUGCAAUGGAAGGUAUUCGAUUCUACAUAACGCCAAAUCUAUCAAAGCUCAGAGAGUCUGAAGUGUGGAUUGAUGCGGUGACGCAAAUCUUCUUCUCAUAUGGUCUCGGUCUGGGAACGCUCAUGGCUCUUGGUAGCUACAACAAAUUCCACAAUAAUGUGUAUAAAGAUGCAGUCAUCGUUUGUGCUGUGAACUCAUCAACGUCAAUGUUUGCUGGCUUUGUAAUUUUCUCAGUUGUCGGUUUUAUGGCUCAUGAACAGCAGAAGCCUGUGUCGGAAGUCGCUGCGUCAGGUCCUGGUCUGGCUUUCCUGGCGUAUCCAUCUGCGGUUCUGCAGCUUCCUGGUUCACCUCUGUGGUCAGCGCUGUUCUUUUUCAUGCUGCUGCUCAUUGGUCUUGAUUCUCAGUUUUGUACAAUGGAAGGUUUCAUCACUGCCAUGGUCGACGAGUGGCCACAUUUGUUGCGCAGAAAGAAGGAAAUUUUCAUCGCUGUGGUCUGCUUCGUCAGUUACUUUGUUGGUUUUGCAUGUAUCACGCAAGGUGGCAUGUACAUGUUCCAAAUUCUCGAUUCAUAUGCUGUCAGUGGUUUCUGUCUGCUGUUCUUAAUCUUCUUUGAGUGCAUUUCUAUCUCAUGGUGUUAUGGUAUUGAGCGAUUUUAUGAUGGAAUUAAAGACAUGAUUGGUUACUAUCCAAUGAAAUGGUGGAAGUUCUGUUGGUGCAUAACCACGCCGUUUAUUUGUUUGGGCGUCUUCAUCUUCAACAUCAUUCAGUGGACGCCAGUUAGAUAUUUGGACUACGAGUUCCCAUGGUGGGCUCAUUGCUUCGGUUGGUUCACAGCCCUCAGUUCUAUGUUAUGUAUUCCUGGCUAUGCUAUUUGGCUUUGGCAGAAAACACCUGGAGAUGCUAUUGAUAAACUUCGACUAAUCGUACGAAUUGAUGACGAUGUGGCGGCACUCCGAGUAAAGAUGCAGGCACGCACAAAGAAACUUGGCGAGAGAUUAUAGAAAAAGAUUUUUUUCAUUUUAAGGAAAAAAUUUUAAUUUAAUUUAAACUAUAAAAAAAAAUUAUUUAAUGAAUAAAAAUAGAUUUAGAUUUAAUCAAAUAUUAAUAAAUUAAUGUAUUAUGGACAUUCACGGUGAUGACCCAUUGCUGCUUAAUAUGUUGGACAUAGACACACGCGCACACAGACACGGAAUUACUGAGGGAUCUCAAAAGACAUAAAUUUCUAAGCUUUUUUUUUUGAAAAUUUUUUUUGAUGAAAAAAAAAUUUAUUUGGGGAAAACUUUUGGAACAGAAAAUUUCACAACAAAAAGGCAGGAAAAUUUUGAUGAAAUUUUUUAUCGCUUCAAAAUUUUGAAUUUUCCAGCUUUUUUGAAAUAUUUAAAAUAAAAAAAUCUUUUAAAAUUUCUGAGCAUUUAAAAAAUACAAAAAAAUGAUGAAGAAAGAAUCUUCGAAAUUCUUUUAUUUAAGCAAUUAUUCGAGCUAGUCGGACAAGAUGUUCAUUAGCUUUGGAAAGAAUAAACAAAAUGUUCACAAAAAAUUAAACUUUUAAAUUUGAAUUGUUAAUUUUAAAAAUUUGUGAAGCGAUUUUAAAAAGUUAUAUUUUUGAAAUGUUAAGUUUUAUUUUGUUUUUAAAUUUUUAAGGUUUAAAAAGUGUAAAAUAUUCAACAUUUUUUAGUAAAUUUAACAUUUAAUAGUCAACAAUUCAAUUUUAAAAAUUUAAAGUGACAACCAAAAAAAUAAGCGAAGUUAAAAUUCAAAUAAAAAAGAUCAUCUAAAAUAAAAAGAAAAUUUGAAAACAAAAAAA
Molecule: messenger RNA, 3093 nt
Organism: Chironomus riparius
Lineage: Eukaryota; Metazoa; Arthropoda; Insecta; Diptera; Chironomidae
Source: the annotation of a GenBank genome assembly